AGUGGCACGUUCCAACUUUGAUGUCUGACGUCACAUGACUAGAGCUAACCAAUAGGCAAUCGCCAAAUACUGUAGAUGUUGACAAGCGAUAAAUAUGUCAUAAUUGUAGAAAAACCGAGAUAUAAUAAUAUUUAGCCUACCAGUCUGUAUAUAGCAUCAUCAAUCGUAACAAUAAACAACAGCCAAAGUGGAGUUAAAUAAAGAAGACAUGGAAACAUUACCAAUUACGUUGAUAGUGAAAGCGCCUAAUCAACAAAUUGAAGAUCAAACAAUCAAAUGUGAGCUGUCAUGGACUAUUAAUAAACUUAAACAACACCUGUCUGAAGUCUACCCUAGCAGACCACCAAAAAACGAGCAAAAGUUGAUAUAUUCCGGCCAACUGCUAAAUGACUCGGUCACAUUGAAAGAUGUUUUACGACAAUAUGAUGGUCAGGAGACUCAUACAGUACAUUUAGUUUGCACUCCAAAGCAUACGAAAACUCCAAGACAAGACUCUGUAAGGCAACCGGUUCAACCAACGAUGGGUAGUAGUAAUCCUUCGCCACAUGUAACACAACCUAAUAACUCCACAGAACAGAACGUUCCUAAUAUGCCUUGGGCCAAUGGUUCGAAUAUGGAUCCCAACCAAUAUGCAAUGCAAAUGGCUUGGAUGCAGCAAACAUAUCUACAGUACAUGACACAGUAUAUGCAGUUAGCUGCAAAUUCUUACGGAACUGGUCCAAUUCCCGCAACACAGCCAAAUGCCGCCGCACCCGAUCCGCAGCCCCGACAGAAUCCUCCAGAGCAACCAGCUGCCCAAGCUCCAGCAGCAGUACAAAGAGAUCCAGAUAACCCAGAAAGAGAUUGGUUGGAUAUGUUUUACAUGUUUAGCAGAUUGAUGGUCCUUUUCAGUGUGGUGUAUUUUUACUCAAGCCCAUUACGUUUUGUGUUUGUGCUUUUGUUGGGCUUCACUCUUUAUUUAUACCAAAUUGGAUUUUUCAGAAAUAUCAAUAAUAACAAUAAUAACAACAAUAAUGUUGUACCACCAGAACCAGUGCCACAACAAGAGCAAGCACCAUCACGACUAAUGAUUGUUUGGACAUUUUUUGCGACGUUUUUUGCUUCUUUGAUUCCAGAAAUUCCAAACGCAAUAUAACUAUCUAAGUGAAAGUAUGGGAAAGGGAAAGUUUGUUCAAAAUUUCAUUUCAUCUCUAGGUUUGACUCCAAAUUCAUAGUGAAAGAUUCCUUGGUUGUUUUACAGAUCUGCUGAUAUUAAUGUAAAUGCAAAUACCAAAUUAUCAUUAAAAUGUUUAUAUUACAUGUUGUAUAGCUUUUAAUGUACAUAUUAUAGCUUUAGAAACAAAUGUGAUUUAUAUGAUAAGUAUGUAAGUAUAUUUUUGUUUUAUUUAUAAAAAAUAUUUGUUGUAACAACCAAGUUCCAAUAAAGGUUUUUUAUUAUAA
Molecule: messenger RNA, 1440 nt
Organism: Zophobas morio
Lineage: Eukaryota; Metazoa; Arthropoda; Insecta; Coleoptera; Tenebrionidae
Gene: Herp
Product: homocysteine-responsive endoplasmic reticulum-resident ubiquitin-like domain member 2 protein
Exons: 3
Coding region: 209-1135 (308 amino acids)
Biological process (GO): endoplasmic reticulum unfolded protein response
Molecular function (GO): protein binding
Source: RefSeq, a predicted model, not a curated record